Molecule: messenger RNA, 1957 nt
Organism: Hemicordylus capensis (graceful crag lizard)
Lineage: Eukaryota; Metazoa; Chordata; Lepidosauria; Squamata; Cordylidae
Gene: DNPEP
Product: aspartyl aminopeptidase
Exons: 14
Coding region: 299-1885 (528 amino acids)
Biological process (GO): proteolysis
Molecular function (GO): aminopeptidase activity; zinc ion binding
Source: RefSeq, a predicted model, not a curated record
GGAAGAAGGAGAGACCAGCAGGAUUCUCGCACCCUUAAGGUUUAGUUACCAGCUUAAUAGCCCAUGGCCUCUGCUCGGGAAUCCUCCUUCUGCCCUACAAAGGCCCGCCUGCAGGGGGCUCCGGGCUGCAGUUUCUCUUGCCGAGACUCCCCAGCAGGCCGAGCGGUGCUGGGCGGAGCAGGUUUCGAGCAUCGCAAGGCCGGCCCGACCCAGGAAGCGCCGCUUCAUUGGGGGCGCAGCGGAGCUGGAGAAUCAUGCAGGUAACAGCGAGGGCCGUCACGGGAGUCGGGGGAGACAUAUGAUUUCCCACGUGCCGGAGCAAGUCGUAAAUGGCAGGGCAGGGUUCCGGACUCGGGAGCGGGGUAUCUUUGGAACCAGCCUCGCCUUUGCCCCGGUAGUUUGUACACGUGUGUGGCCCUUAGUGAGGUACAGGCUGGGCUACCCUUCAUCGCUUCGCCUCUUUGCUUCGCAGGCAGGCUCCAAGCAGGCGGUCCAAGCGGCGGCGCAGGAGCUACUGAAGUUUGUGAACCGGGGUCCCUCCCCCUAUCAUGUGGUUGCUGAGUGUCGCAGCCGCCUACUUCAGGCUGGUUUUCAGGAGCUGAAGGAAGCUGACCAUUGGGAUAUCCAGCCUGACCGAAAGUACUUUGUGACCAGGAACUUCUCAACAUUGAUUGCCUUUGCCGUGGGAGGCAAGUACAAGCCGGGCAAUGGAUUCACCGUGAUUGGAGCCCACACAGACAGUCCUUGUCUGCGGGUGAAGCGCCGCUCUAAGCGUGGCCAAGAGGGAACAGUCCAGGUGGGCGUGGAGACCUAUGGGGGUGGCAUCUGGAACACUUGGUUUGACCGUGACCUCUCGGUUGCUGGAAGAGUCAUUGUCAAGGAUCUGGACACAGGCCGGCUGGACCAGCAACUGGUGAGGGUGGAGCGUCCCAUACUUCGCAUCCCUCAUUUGGCCAUUCAUCUCCAACGCGAUGUGAACGAUAGCUUUGGACCAAACAAGGAGCAUCACCUGAUCCCAAUUCUGGCCACGGAAAUCCAGGAGGCACUGGAGAAAGAAGUGUGCAAGGCAGGGGCAGCUUGUGCCUCAUCUCUCCAGAGUCGUCAUUCUCCUGCUCUGCUCUCCCUUCUCUGCUCCCAGCUGGAAGUGAAGCCUGAGCAAUUGGUAGAGAUGGAGCUAUGUCUGGUGGAUACACAGCCGCCAACACUGGGUGGCGUCUUCAAUGAGUUCAUAUUCUCUCCUCGCCUGGACAAUCUCCACAGCUGCUACUGUGCCCUGCAAGCGCUGAUUGAAUCUAGUGAACGUCCUGAAGCUCUUGCCCAUGAGCCAAAUGUGCGUCUGGUUGCACUUUAUGAUAAUGAAGAGGUGGGUUCGGAAAGUGCACAAGGUGCGAUGUCACUCCUCACAGAACUUGUUCUUCGACGUAUCUCAGCCUCACCCCAGAACUUGACUGCGUUUGAGGAAGCCGUGCCGAAGUCCUGCAUGAUCAGUGCAGACAUGGCCCAUGCUGUGCACCCCAAUUAUGCGGACAAGCAUGAUAAGAACCACCGUCCAGAGUUCCACAAGGGCCCUACAAUCAAAGUCAACAGCAACCAGCGUUAUGCUUCUAAUGCUGUCACCGAGGCAUUGAUCCGUGAGAUUGCCAGCCGUGUGGAUGUCCCUCUGCAAGAAUUCAUGGUUCGGAACGACUCGCCCUGUGGCACCACAAUUGGGCCCAUUCUAGCCUCCCGCCUCGGCAUGCAUGUUGUGGACAUAGGCUGCCCACAGUUAGCCAUGCACUCCAUCCGUGAGAUGUGCUGCACCUCUGGAGUCCUGCAGUCCAUCACUCUUUUCAAGGGCUUCUUUGAGCUGUUCCCAAUGCUGAAUCAGGGAUUGCUGAGCAACUGAAUGGAAUCUCAAGUCCAGGAAGAAGCUAAAAUCCUGUCCCCUAGAUGGCAAUUAAAGCACAUUAAUAUCUAA